AUGAGUCGAGUCGUGAGCCGGACUGUUCCCGGCGGAGCGUGUGUCGUCAACAAGGAUGACUUUUUAAAGUCCUUCAACGAUGUUGAUAAAGUUUCUGUAUCGUCACUUGCUGACGCGAAGUCGAAAUUUGAUCAAGUGAUUGCGAUUCUAUCAAAAAGCCAGGAAGAUUGGAAUAAGAGGCGCACCCAGCUACAAAUCAUCAGAUCAAUAGUUAUCAAUUGCGAAGACGUCAUUGGAAGGGAUCAACUGCUCGGUCAACUCGUUCGUCUAGCUGACUGCCUUGAUUUGUCUGUUAAAGAUCUGAGAUCACAGAUUCUGAGAGAAGCCGCCAUCACUUGUAGUUUUCUUUUCGAAAAAUACGGAAACGAUGUGCAUCAAAUUGCGGAACGGUGUCUGCCAACAGCAUUUUCACAGCUGGCCGUGAGUACAAAAGUUAUGGCGACGUCAGGAGCAACAUUGACUCUAUUUCUGGUUCAGUAUGUCCAAACAAAGCAGAUAUUCACUUGCUUGACUACGUACAGUACAUCGAAGGAUAAGAAUCAACGGAGACAGUUGUGUGUUUUAUUAGAAAUUGUGAUCGAGCAUUGGAACGAUAAGCUGAAGAAGUCGAUUCUUCCUCAGAUUAUGGAGUUGAUCAAAUCUGCGAUAUCAGAUGCGGAUCCCGAAACAAGAGCCGCUGGAAGAAAAGCGUUUAAUAAACUUGAUGCGAUUCACAGCGAAGAAGCUGACAAGCUCUUCGCUUCGGUAGAUGCGAACAAACAAAAGAUGCUCAGAGCGAGCGAUGCUGCUUCGUCCAGUACGAGUGUAAAUAGCGAACGUGGCAGUGCUCCGUUCCGUUCGAAGUUAUCUGCAGGAAGUGUGGGUGGGAUGAGAAACGUUCCAAAUAUUUCAUCAAAAUUCUUGGCUCAAAGGAGUGCCUCUGCAAUCGAUACGAAACAAGUAACCCGUAUGACAACAUCUGUCUCCAGAACACCGAACACAAGACCGAUGACGACGAGAACCUUAUCAAAAGUCGAUACAUCGCCAGGUGGAUCCAAGUUUGCAAGACCAACUGUUGGUACUCUGGGUCCGCGUACGACAUCCAAUCUACGCGCGCGUGGAAGUGUUCCUACUUCUCAACCUGGAUCCCGAAACGGAUCACCGCCACGGCGUCCAUCUACAACGGGAACCCUUCCAAUGGAAAUGCAACGUGUAAAGUCGAAUCUUGGAUCAAGCUCAUUUGUUUCAUCUUUAACACCUGAUCAAGCAGAGAGUUUGCAAAAGGCAAUGAACACAGCCAAAGAAAGUCUCGGACAACCAUCUCGCACCGAAGAUGACGAAUUCCUCUUGCCGAAACGAAAGCCAAAGACUCCACAGAAGAGCGCUGUGGACAUUUCAAGAGUUGAAGCCGUAAUCAGAGCUUGUGUUUCAACAUCAGCGAACGAGAAGCGAGAUGGAAUCAAAAUGUUGUCGAUAAUAGUUUCUGAGCCGAAUUUGAGUCAAAUUGAACUCAAAAACAUUGGACAGGUGCUUAAUCGUCUCUUGGGUGAAGCCACAAAUCCGGUGGUCUUGGAAUCGGUAGCAUCAUUCGUCAAAGCUCAUCACUCUCGUCUCAGCGAAUGGCUUAAACUCGGUCUCGGAAAGAUGUUCGCCAAGAAGGGAUCCGAAAUGAUGCCGAUCAUGAAGAAACACAUUGUCACGACUAUUAACGCAAUUCUUUCAUCAUUCGAUCCAGCUUUACAAUUGAAAGCUACUUGCGAGCUGAUGUGCGAUCCAAUUCACUUGCUGUCUCCAAAGGCACGUGUCGCUCUUCUAGAAUAUCUCACUGAUUUGCUGGAGAAGCACAUGGAACGUGGUUCUCCAUUCAACACUAAAGAAGUGAAAGCCACAAUUCUGAAGAUGUUUUCAUGGAUGUCAGAUCAGCGUAACAUGCAACAGAUUGUACCACAUGGUGAAAAAGUGCUCUGUGGACUGUUUGCUCUGAAUGCUGCUGAUUUCUCGGCCCUGUUCAAUGAUUUCAAUCCGGACUACCGCGAGUGGGCAUAUCGUAUUCUACAGGCUCAUGGACACAAUCAACAUGCUCCUGCGCCAGAAUCACCAUCGCCCGUCAGAGACCAGCAAGUCCGAGCGAACAUUUCAAAUACAGCUGCUCAAAUUGAAGAUUUUGUUGUGGCGCGGAACUUUGAGUUGUCAGCAGAAAAGUCUCCUACAUCGAGAGGAAUGCUGACGUCAGGUUUCAAGAGGACUGAUGCCGAACCUCUACGUCCUUUGGAGUCUGAUAUGAAUACACAGCGCAUGGAUGACAUCAGUAUCAAUGAAUCAUUUGAUAGGCUUAAGGUUAGAAUUCUUGAAACUACUGGUUUUUACGCCGCGUUCAAAGUUGAUUUCCAGGAGUAA
Messenger RNA from Caenorhabditis briggsae, 2376 nucleotides. RefSeq names its product Protein CBR-CLS-2 (gene Cbr-cls-2). The transcript is spliced from 6 exons. Lineage: Eukaryota; Metazoa; Nematoda; Chromadorea; Rhabditida; Rhabditidae. Gene Ontology annotation, biological process: mitotic spindle assembly. The record is from RefSeq and is a predicted model, not a curated record. The coding region runs from base 1 to 2376 and encodes 791 amino acids. Gene Ontology annotation, cellular component: cytoplasmic microtubule; microtubule organizing center; spindle microtubule. Gene Ontology annotation, molecular function: microtubule binding.